CUCAUCUCAUCCCAUCGUCGAAUCAAAAUUUCGCCUCUAGCGGAUUAAAGGUUUAGUCUUAGUUGCGACACCAUGGCCAGCAGGAGGGGAAUCACAGCCGUUCUAGGCCUAUUCAUCUUGGUAGUUUUCUGUGAAGCCACUCAGCUUAGCCGCGACGAGAGCCGGGAGGACCAAAGAACAGAGUUCAACCUGGCGUCCACCCUAACAGGAGGCAUCUCCAGCAGUCGCCACCGCCAGGGUGCCCUUCUUAAUACCAAUGUCUACCCGCCCUUGGGCCUGGUGGGCGCUGGAGGAGGUUAUACCGGAGCAGCGGGAUCUGUUGGAUCAUCUGGAGGCAUUGAUGCAGCUCACGGCCAUGAAAAUGGAGGAUCUGGAGUGAGAUUGGCCAGAGGACAACCGGUUCCGGCAUAUCCACCACCCGGAUUUCCAGGACAACAGGCUCCAGUUCCCUAUCCAUCAGCACCUGCAUAUCCUGCAGGAGGAGCUUCCUACCCAGGUGAUGAUUUCAAUUGUGUCCCCGGCGGAUAUCCUGCAACAGGUGUCCCUACGGGCUAUCCGGCCAUGGGUGCUCCUCAACCUCCAGUUCAAUUACCUGGCAGUGCCCCAGCCCAACCUGGAGUGGCUGUAGGCUACUAUCCCGGUUAUCCCUAUCCAGGAACAUACUUGCCACAAUAUCCCGCUUAUCCGCAGCCAGCUCAGUUACCCGCCUAUGGCGUGGCUCCAGGAGCAGCGGUCUAUCCUCCAGCCACAAGCACCCAGAAUGUGCAUCGGUAUCCCGAUCAUAACCCACAGGAUCCCAGUCACUGGGAUCACCACUUCUCCAUGAACACCGAGUACAAGGAAGAUGGAGUUCACAAGGGAGCCUUCGGAGUCCUUAACAACCACAAUGCCUUCGGUUAUGGCAGCGGCUAUGGGGGCGGCUAUAAUGGAGCCUUUAACUCGCCGGCUAUCUAAGAACCUGAACGCUGUCACGGGAGGAUUAAACGGAGAAGGAGGAGUGAGGUCUGUCAUCCGAGUCGUAGUCAUAAGUUGGCUGCUCCCCCUUUUUGUUAGCCGAGGGGCAGCUGCCGUAUCUUUAAUAAGAAAUAAACUCGAUUUCUGCACACCCAA
This is a messenger RNA of Drosophila bipectinata, 1110 nucleotides long. The record is from RefSeq and is a predicted model, not a curated record. Lineage: Eukaryota; Metazoa; Arthropoda; Insecta; Diptera; Drosophilidae.